AGUCAGUCGACAGCUACUCCGCAGGUGCCGAACAGUCGCCCCGCCGCUGCCCCAGAACGCCCAGAGCAUUCCUACAAGUGGCAGUGGCGACGCCUUGGCUCCUCCCUCUCUCCUCGCUCAUCUCGCUCAUCUCGCUGCCGCAUUGCGCCUCACGCCCGCAUGCCCGAACAGGCGUGAAUCGAAUCUACGCACUGACCGCCUCGCACCGCGAUAGCGUCGACAUGUCCUCAUCUCCAUCCUCCAUUCUCUCUCACUCCUUGACCAUGCUCCUCCUCCCCACCCUCGUCCUCGCCCUCGGCGUGCGCGCACAGCUCACCGACCUCCCGUUCGCGACGACGGACGACAGCCCCCUCCCGCCCCUUUCGGCCGUCAGUGUCCGCUCGUCCGCCCCCGUCCUCUCCGCCUCCGCCUCCGCCUCAGUCUCCAUCUCGCGCCCCUCCGUUCCCUCCGUCGCCUCCGUCGCCUCCAUCGCCUCCCCCUCCCCCUCCGCCGUCCGCUCCGCGCUCACCUCCAUCUCCUCCAAGACGACAGCCCAAGUUGUGACGAUCACCGCGACGGCGUCCGCCGCACCAGCCAACAGCGCCCGCAUCCGCGGCGGGGACGUCGCCGCCAUCGUCCUCGGCAUCAUCUGCGUUCUCGAAGCCGUAGUCAUCGCCGUCCUCGCGCUCCGCACGCGCAACCUCGCCCGCCGCUCCACACGCCUCGCGCGCACGCUGCGCGACCUGCCCCCGCCCCCGCCCCCGCCCCUCAUCAAGCCCAUGAACGUCGUGCACGUCGCCCCGCCGCCUAUUGUGCGCAAGGUGUCGCGUAAAGCGCCGCCGAAGUACGAGGAGGGGGACGGUGUGUAGCGGCAUACGACAGUGUGCAGAAGACAGAAGUCAGAAGGAAGACGACAAGGACAAGGUCGGAAGGAGAUCGCCGCGGUGCUAGACACUGCUAAGCUGUGCACGGCACCACUGUCAUUACUUUGUAACAUGGAUCGUUGUAUGCGGGUUCGCGAGAUGGAGCCUAAAGUGGGAAGCUCG
Molecule: messenger RNA, 1025 nt
Organism: Cutaneotrichosporon oleaginosum
Lineage: Eukaryota; Fungi; Basidiomycota; Tremellomycetes; Trichosporonales; Trichosporonaceae
Source: RefSeq, a predicted model, not a curated record